Messenger RNA from Onychostruthus taczanowskii (white-rumped snowfinch), 1107 nucleotides. It is a transcript of the gene GPAA1, whose product is annotated as glycosylphosphatidylinositol anchor attachment 1. The transcript is spliced from 3 exons. Gene Ontology annotation, cellular component: GPI-anchor transamidase complex; membrane. The record is from RefSeq and is a predicted model, not a curated record. Bases 171 to 608 code for a protein of 145 amino acids. NCBI's taxonomy places the organism in Eukaryota, Metazoa, Chordata, Aves, Passeriformes, Passeridae. Gene Ontology annotation, biological process: attachment of GPI anchor to protein.
AGGCCCGCGGGGGGCUCCUGUGGCUGGUGCCCCCCGUGCUGGUGUCCUGGGGGGCGGGCGCUGCCCUGUACCUGCUGCCCGUGCGCGGCCAGGCCGUGGCCACCCAGCACUUCCCGGUGGGCGAGGCCGAGGCCGUGGUGCUGGCCCUGAUCGGCAUCUAUGUGGCUGGCAUGGCCCUGCCACACAGCACGCACAGGGCGCUGUCGGGGGGUGGCCAGCGCGGCUGGAUGUCCCUCAAGCUGCUGGCCCUGCUGGCCCUGGCGCUGCUCCUCUCCUGCCUGGCGCUGCUCAACUUCUCCCUGGGCUUCCUGCUGGGCGCCACCCUGGUGCCACCCGCCGCCGCCGUCAGGCCGGGGGGCAACAGGCUGCCCCUGGCCGUGCUGCUGGUGCUGACCACGCCGGGGCUCUCGCUCUUCCUGGCCGUGCUGCUGGAGCGGGAGCUGCUGGAGGCGCCGGCGGGGCUGGGCGAGGCCUGGCAGCGCUUCCUGGGGGCGCUGGGCCAGGGGCUGCUGCAGGAGCACCUGCACGGAGCCCACCUGAGCCCCCUGCUGUGCCUGGGCGCCUACCCCUGCUGGCUGCUGCUCUGGAACGUGCUCUUCUGGAAGUGACGGACACGGGAUGGACACACGGACACGGGAUGGACACACGGACAUGGGGACGGACACACGGACAGACCAAUGGACACAUGGACAGAGCCACAGCCCCCUCACCUGAGCCCCCUCACCUGAGCCCCCUGCUGUGCCUGGGCGCCUACCCCUGCUGGCUGCUGCUCUGGAACGUGCUCUUCUGGAAGUGACGGACACACGGACACGGGACGGACACACGGACACGGGAUGGACACAGGGACAGAGCCCAAACCCCCAGACAGGCACACGGACAGAGCCCAAACUGCCCAGACACACGGACAGAGCCCUGGAUGGACACACAGACCCCCAGACGGACACACGGACACACAGCCAGACCCACAGCCAGAGCCCCAGAGAGACACACGGACAGAGCCCCGGACGGACACACGGACACACAGAGCCGUGGAUGGACACACGGACAGACCCACAGCCAGAGCCCUAGACAGACACACGGACAGAGCAUCGGAUGGACACACGGACA